CUUAAAUCUCUCCAUUCUAGCAUCUUGUGUUAAAGUACACUAGCAAAAUAUUUAGCUAGACAUUUUGUGUGUGUAAGAACUCCUUAGUGUUGCAAUCGAGGUUGAGAAAACACGAAGAAAUGGCAGUGAAAGUGGCAGCAGCUUUCAUUUUUAUGCUGUUUUUCUUGAGCACAGCAUGCCAAGCAAAACUCUCCUCUGCAUUUUACCACAAGUCGUGUCCUAAAGCAGAAAGUGCUAUCCGAACUGCCAUCAGAACUGCAAUUGCGAGAGAACGGAGGAUGGCGGCGUCUCUCAUUCGCCUGCACUUUCAUGAUUGCUUCGUGCAGGGCUGCGAUGCCUCGAUCUUGUUAGACGAAACAUCCUCUAUCAAGAGUGAAAAGACUGCAGGAGCCAACAGGAACUCUGCCAGAGGCUAUGAAGUCAUAGAUAAAGCAAAAUCUGAAGUAGAGAAGAUAUGUCCUGGAGUGGUAUCUUGUGCGGAUAUCAUUGCUGUGGCAGCAAGAGACGCAUCUGCUUAUGUGGGUGGUCCAUCUUGGGCAGUGAAGCUUGGAAGAAGAGAUUCAACUACAGCAAGUCCAACUUUAGCCAUCAAAGAACUACCUGCCUUCUUUGACGACCUGGGGAGGCUUAUUUCUCGCUUCCAGCAGAAAGGCCUUAGUGCAAGGGACAUGGUUGCAUUGUCAGGUUCUCAUACGUUAGGACAAGCUCAAUGCUUUACAUUCCGUGACAGGAUUUACAAUGCUAGCAAUAUCGAUGCUGGAUUCGCUAGCACUCGCAAGAGACGUUGUCCCCGUACUGGUGGCCAGGCAAAUUUGGCUCCACUCGAUUUAGUCACACCCAAUUCUUUUGACAACAAUUACUUCAAGAAUUUGAUGCGAAACAAGGGUCUCCUUCAAUCAGAUCAAGUUCUUUUCAAUGGUGGGUCCACGGACAGCAUUGUCUCAGAAUACAGCAGGAAUCCUGCGAAAUUCAGCUCUGAUUUUGCAUCUGCCAUGAUCAAAAUGGGAGACAUCCGUCCACUCACUGGAUCAGCCGGGCAGAUAAGGAGGAUUUGCAGUGCUGUCAACUAGUUUUUCCCUUUUUGCUUGAAUUGUUUUUUUCGAGUGUGCAGGCGCCCCCAACUAGUUUCGAUUGGAGGCCUGGUUGUUGUUGUCGUCGUCGUCAAGUGUGCAUAUGCAUGUGUGAUUUGUUUUUCUCGAAUUGUCAAGUAUAAUAAUUAAAGUGUGCAGAGGCAGGCACGUCUUAAUUAUUUUAUCAA
Messenger RNA from Populus nigra (black poplar), 1258 nucleotides. Its product is annotated as lignin-forming anionic peroxidase-like. The transcript has 4 exons. The coding region runs from base 120 to 1070 and encodes 316 amino acids. Gene Ontology annotation, molecular function: heme binding; peroxidase activity. NCBI's taxonomy places the organism in Eukaryota, Viridiplantae, Streptophyta, Magnoliopsida, Malpighiales, Salicaceae. Gene Ontology annotation, biological process: response to oxidative stress; hydrogen peroxide catabolic process. The record is from RefSeq and is a predicted model, not a curated record.